GAGAGAGAGAGAGAGAGAGAGAGACAUUAUUUUAUGCCGUAUCAGAAUGACCAGGCAUACUGAUGACGAGAGCAAUUACCUUCUGAAAAAAAAGUUAUCCGUAUAACUUGAUGUCACACCUGCCCUGUAUCACGGUGUAAUGGGAAAUGGGCCAAUGUGACGGAGAUGAGCAACAAGGCCACGCACAUCUAUAGUGUAUCCAAAUUCACCUUUACUUAAAAUAAUUUAGUGCCUACAUGAGGAUACAGAAACCUCUUCACAAUAAUACAGCAAUUUACUUUCAGGCGUGUUUACGAAUCUUUAUGCAGGAUCACAACUAAGGCCAAAGUUCAGCUGCGCGCAGCGCUAUAUACAGGAGAUAUCGGAUUUUGAUAUGUAGUAAGGCUGGGAUGGUACUCAGGACUCACCUCUCUCCAUUACAGCCUCGAGCUUCUGCAACUAAAAUCUCAUCGAGGCUGUGAAUUUCACUUUUCUUAUUGUUCUUGAAAUAAUAAGGUUAACUGAAAUGGAGACGACGGCAUCGAUUUACGAGGAAACGACGGAGACUGUGACGGAUGGUUAUGAAGAUAUCGGGGCAGAAUCAGCCGACACAUUUGGAUCCAAGUUCCAGCCUGCAGAUUGGGUAGUGUUUUCGCUGAUGCUGGUGGUGUCUGUUGCCAUUGGCGUGAUAAGCGCAGUGAGAAGCCGCCGGACUGCCAAUACUAAGGAUUUUCUACUCGGAGGAAAGAACAUGCCCCCAUUAGCGGUUGCAAUCUCACUCUUGGGAGGCAUAAUUUCCGCCAUCUCCAUCUUAGGGAACCCGACGGAGAUCUACUUUUACGGCACCCAGCUCACUGUUAGCCUGCUGGGCUGCAUCCCCGGCUGCAUUGUCAUCAAUAAAAUCAUCGUGCCCACUUUCUACAACCUCGAAUUGGUUUCUCUUAACGAGUACUUGGAGCGUCGCUACAAGAGCGCCGCCUUGCGGAAGCUGGCCACGCUGGUGACCCUCCUCUCCCUUGGUAUAUACAUGGGCAUGUGUCUGUAUGCACCCUCCCUCGCCCUCUCCACCGUCACCAGUCUCUCAACCUUCGCCUCCAUGGCAAUCAUGGGGGCCAUCGUCACCUUCUACAUCACCAUAGGCGGAGUGAAGGCGGUGGUGUACACGGACGUGCUGCAGACGCUGCUCAUGUUCGGAGGCGUGUUGGCGGUGGUUGUGCUGUGCUGCAUUGACCUAGGGGGCGCCGGGGAGGUGUGGGACAUAGCGCGGCGAGGCGGCAGACUAGAGUUUUUCAACAUGGAUACCAACCCGUAUGUGCGCCACACAUUUUGGUCUACUUUUGCAAUGGGAUUUUUCUUAAUGAUCAGCGGGAUUGGUAUAAACCAAACGACUUACCAACGGUUUGCCUCAGUCCGCACCUUAAAUAUAUCAAAAGGGCUGUCUUGGUUCUUCCUGGGCGGGUUGUGGUGUCUAUGGUGCUUGUUUUUCUUCUCUGGCCUGGUUGCUUAUGCCACCUAUAGCACCUGCGACCCCUUCACUUCUGGCAAAAUCAAAAAAGCUGACCAGAUCAUACCCUUCCUAGUAACUGACAAAGUGGGCUACAUCCCAGGCAUGUCAGGUCUCUUCGUGGCGGCCGUGUACGGCGGGGUGCUCAGUUCCCUCUCCUCGACGGGCAACUCCGCAGCCUGCCUGGUGUGGGAAGAUUUCCUCAAGCCGUUGCCCUUCUUCAGUGGCCUUAGCGACUCCUCCGCAACUCUCGUCGUUAAGAUUCUCUCUUCCCUCACUGGCGUCGUGGCCGUGGGGUUGGGGCUCCUCAUGGGCAAUUUGGGCAACAUCUUCCACGUCAUCCUUAGCAUCACCAGCGCCGUAUCGGGGCCACUUGCAGGGGUAUUUAUGGCAGGUAUCCUUCUCCCCUGGACCAAUGCUAAGGGGGCGUUUGUGGGGUUCUUUGUGUCCUUCAUAUUCAAUAUGUGGAUCGCGGUGGGCAAAUUCUUACGAGGGGGUGGUGGGCCUACAAAGCUGCCACUUUCUGUUGCCGGAUGUCCUGACACUCUCAACGUUACACUGGAAGCCUUCACCUCAACCACUAUUAGUCCCAACGUGACCACCGAUGAAAUGCCACAGGAGGAAGACAUGUACGACAUUUCUUACUGUUUCUAUGGUCUCAUAGGCAUAUCCAUCACUCUUGUGGUCAGUGGACUGGUGUCAGUAAUCACAGGUCCAACACCCCCGAAGGAUGUAGAGGGUGGAGUCGUCAACCCGACCUGCGAGCGGCUGUACAAGUGGGCGUGGCAGAAGUGGCAGAAGGCAAGGGGUGUGUACAGCAGCAGAAUUUUUGAAGGUCAAUACGUGGAAAACCUAGAGAAAAUGAGCAUGAUGCCACAGGUGAAGUCUGACGUUCAUAGCCCAAUGUAAACAGCACUCGAAAUAUUUUUUUUCGAAAUAGCAUGCCAACUUAAUUAAGAAAUAAGGUGAGAUGACGGCUCGCUGAGAAAAGAAAAAUCAGCCAUUGAUUAUUUCACGAGGUUGCCAUGUUUUGAAAAGAAACAGUGGAAUGAGUAUUUAUAUUGGUACGUAAUACUCGAACUAUGACUUUUAUGUAAGGCACAAUGAUGUAUUUAAUGAAAGCUUAAUGUGCACUUAGGCAGCAUACAUUUUUCGCCUACUA
This is a messenger RNA of Eriocheir sinensis (Chinese mitten crab), 2645 nucleotides long. Its product is annotated as sodium-coupled monocarboxylate transporter 1-like. The record is from RefSeq and is a predicted model, not a curated record. Lineage: Eukaryota; Metazoa; Arthropoda; Malacostraca; Decapoda; Varunidae. Gene Ontology annotation, molecular function: symporter activity. Gene Ontology annotation, biological process: transmembrane transport; sodium ion transport. Gene Ontology annotation, cellular component: membrane. The coding region runs from base 506 to 2392 and encodes 628 amino acids. The transcript has 11 exons.